GCGGACGGAAGUGACGUGACCCUCACGCCCUGGGCGUGAUGGAGCAGCAGCAGCAGCAACUGAGAAACUUGCGAGACUUCCUGUUGGUCUACAACCGAAUGACAGAACUGUGCUUCCAGCGCUGUGUGCCCAGCCUGCACCACCGAACUCUGGACACUGAGGAGGAGGCCUGUCUGCACAGCUGUGCUGGAAAACUCAUCCAUUCUAAUCACCGCCUCAUGGCUGCUUACGUCCACCUCAUGCCCGCCCUAGUCCAGCGCCGCAUCGCGGACUAUGAGGCUGCCUCGGCCGUGCCAGGUGUUCCAGCAGAACAGCCCAGAGACUCACCAUCAGGCAGCUAGCCUUCCUGGCCCUAGGAGAGAAGGUGCUUGGGUAGUUCCCUCUAUGGACCUUGGGCUUGUCGAAAUUUGUACAGAGAGCUUGAGCCUGAAAUGGUACUGUUGCUCCUUUUCUUGGAGCCAAUAAACCCGUUUUCACGCUG
Molecule: messenger RNA, 481 nt
Organism: Psammomys obesus (fat sand rat)
Lineage: Eukaryota; Metazoa; Chordata; Mammalia; Rodentia; Muridae
Gene: Timm10b
Product: translocase of inner mitochondrial membrane 10B
Exons: 3
Coding region: 39-341 (100 amino acids)
Cellular component (GO): mitochondrial intermembrane space chaperone complex
Source: RefSeq, a predicted model, not a curated record